AAUGUGUGGGCUGAAACGCUGUGCGGCUCCUUGGUGAGAGGCACACUUACUGAGAUGCAGUCUGAGGAGUCCUGACGAGACAACUUCCACCUGCUGGAGGAGGGGCUGGGGCGGAGCUAAGAUGCGGAGGAAGGUGACGCACCAGCUCUCCCGUUCGCCCGCUCCAAGCCUGACCCCACCGAGGCCCACACUGCAGUAGGCUCCUCGCGCUGCCUCUCGGUGAGUACAGCUUUGAUGUGGCCUCGGCCGCCUGCCGCUAGCCCGAGAUUUGGUUAAAAAUGGUCUCCAGGAUGGUCCUUACCGUGCUAUCUGGCCUACUGUUUUUGCUGGCAUCUGGAUGGACUCCAACAUUUGCUUACAGCCCCCGGACCCCUGACAGGGUCUCAGAAACAGAUAUCCAGAGGCUGCUUCAUGGCGUUAUGGAGCAAUUGGGCAUUGCCAGGCCCCGCGUGGAAUAUCCAGCUCACCAGGCCAUGAAUCUCGUGGGCCCACAGAGCAUCGAAGGUGGAGCUCAUGAAGGGCUUCAGCAUCUGGGUCCUUUCGGCAACAUCCCCAACAUCGUGGCAGAGUUGACUGGAGACAACAUUCCUCAGGACUUUAGUGAGGAUCAGGGGUACCCAGACCCUCCAAAUCCCUGUCCUGUUGGAAAAACAGUAGAUGAUGGAUGUCUAGAAAACACCCCCGACACCGCCGAGUUCAGUCGAGAGUUCCAGUUGCACCAGCAUCUGUUUGAUCCGGAACAUGACUAUCCAGGCUUGGGCAAGUGGAACAAGAAACUCCUUUACGAGAAGAUGAAGGGAGGAGAGAGACGAAAGCGAAGGGUAACACGCGGCUGGCUGGGCUGUUGCUGGGAUGCUUGGAGUUUUCUGAGUGGGGAAGCAAACAGGCUGGAACCCUCACUUGCUGGGGAGUCAGAAUCCUCCCUUGUGCAGUCCUGAGAAACACUGGUCUCUGUGAUGAGGGCCACGCCCAGAAAGUCUGCCCUUGCUUUCUGCAAUGGCUCUCCCAAGCUUUAGCUGAUGGUUUUUAGUGGAACUCCCAGUGUGUGGUGAUUCCAUCACCUCCAUUUCCUUCAGGAAAGGUGUAUUGCUUCCCCCAUCAGUGUGGUAGAUAUCUGGGGAGACAUGAGGGUCUGUCUGCCCUCCUAGGGUCCGUAGGCCCUUGGGGAAAACUAAUCACACAUCUGUAUCAGUUCUAUAAAAACACAGGACAGAAACAGGGAAGUGCUGAGCUGCAUGCUCCAGGAAAUAGUUUUGAAGGAAUUUGAGAGUAAAAGAAGAGAUGAGCAAACCUUAUUUCUCCUAUAUAUCUUUUUUCUUGGCCUAGCCUGACUGAUGUAAGAUCUGCUAUAUCUAUAAUAU
Molecule: messenger RNA, 1361 nt
Organism: Cebus imitator (Panamanian white-faced capuchin)
Lineage: Eukaryota; Metazoa; Chordata; Mammalia; Primates; Cebidae
Product: neuroendocrine protein 7B2
Exons: 5
Coding region: 279-938 (219 amino acids)
Biological process (GO): regulation of hormone secretion; neuropeptide signaling pathway
Cellular component (GO): secretory granule
Molecular function (GO): enzyme regulator activity
Source: RefSeq, a predicted model, not a curated record